GCUAAACUGUAAAUAAUCGACCCACGAGCAGCGUCCCUGCUGUGGCUGCAUGUUCAAAACACAAAGUUUACCUUAUUUAUGUUUGUGUCGGUGGUGAUUGUGAAGUGAUACGCGCCCGGCGUAGUCUGCGAGUGUGCCAUAAGUGCGAAAAUGGGUCUGGCUCGGGGCGGGGCAGGUGGCCGAGGUGGCGGGCGCGGCUCGGGCCGCGGCGUGCACAAGAAAGCUCGUGGUGGGCCCAUGAUGAGACCCGGGCCACCUCCUCUGAUGGGCCCUCCAGGACCGCACCCGCCCAUGGGUGGCCCCAGGAUGAGGCCACCACCUCCAGGGAUGAUGCACCAACCCCCUGGCGUCCGGCCGCCACCCCUGGGCAUGCGGCCCCCAAGGCCACCACCCCCUGGUAUGGUUAGGCCACCACCGGGAUUUCGGCCCCCACCGCUCGGGCCCCAUGGUCCUCAUGGACCACACCACGGUCCGCACGGCCACCAUGGACCACACGGGCCGCACGGCCCUCACGGCCCCAUGGGCCCCAUGGGCCCCCUCGGACCUCACGGCCCCAGGAUGGGCCCCCCCGGGAUGCCCCCGCGACCUCCACCCCCUGGCAUGAUGCGAGGGAGGGGCGGGAUGAUGAGGCCCCCCAUGAUACCCCCAUGGGUAGGCCCCCCUCGGCCCCCGGGCCCUCCCGGCCCACCCGGUGGCCCCUUCAUGAUGAGGGCGGCACGGGAAUGGCGUAGAGGAGGCAUGGCCAACAAGGGCGGCAAGAAUCGCAAAAUGAAAGGGAAGAGCGGAACAAACCGACCGCAAGCUGAGCUAGAAGCAGCUGAGCUGGCUAAACCAUGGGUGAACGAUGUAAUUAGGCCCGAAAUAUUGAAGAAGCACAAGCUGCAUGCAGAGGCCCGUGCCAGCAAAGAUGUGAAAGAUUGGGAAGCUUUCAAAGAACAGAAAAAGAAAGUAGCUGUUAUGGUGAAUGAAGCAAAAUUGGAAUAUAUCGGAAGUCAUCCAGAAGAGGUGACAGAUGAUGAAGACAGCUUUGACGCAGACAGCAGUUUUGGGGGCAAUGAUGAAGAGGACUGUGCAGACUCAUCAUUUGAAGAAGAAAGUACCGAUACUGGUUAUGAAGAAAAUGGAUCCUCCCAAGAAGAAUGGCAAUGGACCCCAGAUUCCUACUACAACUACAGUCAGUCAAGUUUGGAGGGAUCUGAAUUGAAUGAGAGUGCAACUGCUUCAUCUUCGACAAAUCUAUACCAAAAUUCGUCAGAGUCAUAUGAACCAUAUGACUCUUCUCAAGACCAGUCACAAGAUGGUUAUAGCAGCUAUGAGGGCUAUGACAACUAUGAGGAUGGUUAUGAGGGAUAUGACAACUAUGAGGGAUAUGAAGGAUAUGACAACUAUGAAGGCUACGGAUGGAAUGACCCAGCCUCACAGUCUUACUAUAACUCAUCAAACCCACAGCCCCAACAGUACUAUGGUUCAUCUAGUCAGAAUACCAUGCAUAAUCAGUGGUACAAUCACCAAUCAUAUGAGCAGUCACAUUCAUCUUUCCAGCAAUAUGCUGUUCCAUAUCAACAGAAAAACACUGCAUAUUCUAAUUCAUCCUUUGGAAGUAAUUCACAAUCAAGAGACCAGAAAAAUAGAUCUUACAACACCCCUAAUGCUAAUUUUAAUAAGCAGCAAGGCUACAGAAGGAAAGAUGAACCUUUAACACUAUUUUAUUGUGAAAGUUGUGACAGAUCAUUUCCCACUGAUGAAAAGCUUAAAGAGCAUUUGUCAGAACAUAAGGUUUGUGGCCGUGAGGGGUGCAAAUUUACUGCCCACGCCAAAGUUGUUGAGAAGCAUAUCAGGUUGCAGCAUGACACAGGUCUUUAUAGGAGGAUUAAAAGCUCUGGAGACUCAGAAAAAUGGCGGGCUGAAAGAAAGAAGAAAUUUCCAUCAAAAGAAAAUAUUGAAGCAAGACAGAAACAGCAACAAGAAAUGUUGAGUAGAGGUGAACGCUUAGGAUUUGAUCAGAACAGAUUCCAAAAUUCAAGAGGGCGUGGAGGCUUUGGUGGUAGGGGUAGGGGAAGACAUAAUAAUUCAAAUAUGCCUCCAAGAAACCUAGCCAUGAAACAAGAACCAGGUGAAGACGGUCCACAUCCUCCAAGGCCAUGGAGGCCACAGUUCCCUGUCCCAGUUAUUGAGGAUAUAGAGUUGUGCACUAGGGGAAAAUUGGCAAAGUUCCUCGGCACUGAAUGCUAUAAGUCUGAGAAGGAAAAGGUUCAAGAGACAAUGUCAGCGUGUGGUGCUUUAAAUACACUGUGUGACUAUGGAGGGGCUGAGUCAUCGGAUGAGGAUGACUCUUUGGACAAUGUUGAAGAAAGACAACCAUCCAUAACAAAAGUCGUUGGCCAGGGUAAAUCAGAAGAAGCUGCUGACCUUGCAGAGCCAACUGAAGCAGUUGAAAAAUCAGAAGUCAAAGAACAAACUGUAAAGGCCAUGUCUGAGGCAGGAGAAAAAGAAGUCAGUACGCCUGAAUCAAAACCAAACCCCCAAAUAAUAUCAGAAAAUAAUGACUAUGAAAGUGAUGGCAGUUGCCCAGAGGAAGUGCCAAUUCUGAAAGAAGUUGCUGACAACACAGAGGCUUCAACUUCACCACCCACUAAUGAAGCAAAGAAAAGAAAACUUGAGGAUUCUGAACCAAGUGAAGAUCAAAAUCAACAUAAACAUAAAAAAAUCCAUAAUGAAGCUUCUGAUGCUAAAUUUAAAGGAAACUUUAGGCAAAGAGGAAAAGAGAACAAUUCAUUCCAUCGAGGGAAACGCAUGCCACGGAGGCCUCCUACACUUUUAGAGAAACUAUUGGCUCCUGAUAUCCAACAUGAAAGAAACGUCAUUCUUCAGUGUGUGCGCUACGUUGUCGAGCAGAAGUUCUUUAAUGUUAGUCAGAAAACUUCGGAAGCACAAGCACCUCCUGCAAAUUGAGUCAUUUUUUCAACACUUUAAUGUAUUUACAGGUCAAUUGUGCAUUUCCUCUAAGUCUUUGUGAUCAUCUAUUGCUAAGUUUUGAUUGUUACCCUACAGUGCCUUUAUUUUUUCUUUGGGACAUAUGAUGUUCCAUACAAGAAUGGUUACCUUUAUAUUACUAUAUAUAAGUGUUCAUUUCUAUAUUUUGUACAACUAUAUGGAAAUUCUAUUUUGUGUACCUUGCAUCAGUAGUUUCCUUGUUAGUUUGUGUGUUUUUGUUUUAAAGAAACAUUUCUCUUUAAUUAGUGUGUUAACUAAAUGUUUUCACUGUGUUGUCUAUUCUAUUGGAUAGGAACACAUCUGUUGCUCUUUUGUUACCUUCUUGACAGAUCUUACUUCAAAUAAAAGUUCAAUUGUA
Thrips palmi is the source of this 3352-nucleotide messenger RNA. RefSeq lists its product as uncharacterized. The record is from RefSeq and is a predicted model, not a curated record. NCBI's taxonomy places the organism in Eukaryota, Metazoa, Arthropoda, Insecta, Thysanoptera, Thripidae. Gene Ontology annotation, molecular function: RNA binding. The transcript has 8 exons. Gene Ontology annotation, cellular component: nucleus. Gene Ontology annotation, biological process: box C/D snoRNP assembly. The coding region runs from base 151 to 2952 and encodes 933 amino acids.